Messenger RNA from Dicentrarchus labrax (European seabass), 4297 nucleotides. RefSeq names its product serine/threonine kinase 17a (gene stk17a). NCBI's taxonomy places the organism in Eukaryota, Metazoa, Chordata, Actinopteri, Moronidae. The transcript is spliced from 7 exons. Gene Ontology annotation, biological process: intracellular signal transduction; positive regulation of apoptotic process; protein phosphorylation. Gene Ontology annotation, molecular function: ATP binding; protein serine/threonine kinase activity. The record is from RefSeq and is a predicted model, not a curated record. The coding region runs from base 269 to 1573 and encodes 434 amino acids. Gene Ontology annotation, cellular component: nucleus.
GCAGCAGUUGGGUUUGUCAGUGAGGAGCAAGUUCCGACCGCUCACAACUGAACAACCCAGCACGGACUGAUCCCUUCAAAAUGAGCUUGUCAGUCGCGUUAUUUGAGUCAAUAUUAAACUAUCCGGAUGCUGGACACUGAUAUCUUUCCGUCGCACGAAUGUCCUUUUGAACUUGUCUCUCAGCUGUGUUGUUUAAUAUCAGCGUGCUGCUGUUUGUAGAAGUUUUCAGGACUCUUUCGCUCACUGACCGCUCCGAUAAAGCGACGCCAUGAUCCCCGAAUGUCCCCGCGCCGGGGAGAGAAGCCGAACCCGCUUCCAGCACAGCAGCCCUGCAGCCGAACCGAGCCCGGGCCGCGGCGGCAGCGGCUUGUUGUCCGCAAUUAAAACCACGGUCAACAACGAACCGUUCACCGACCACUACACCAUCAUCCCCGGCAAAGAGCUGGGAAGGGGGAAGUUUGCUGUGGUCAGGAAGUGCGUUGAGAAAUGCACGGGCCACGAAUACGCCGCAAAGUUCAUGAGGAAGAGACGGAAAGGCCAAGACUGCCGGAUGGAGAUCAUCCAUGAGAUCGCAGUGCUGGAGUUGGCCACAGCCAGCCUCCGGGUGGUCAACCUCCACCAGGUCUAUGAGAUGGCUUCUGAGAUGGUGCUGGUCCUAGAGUUUGCGGCUGGAGGCGAGAUCUUCAACCAGUGUGUGUCGGAUCGGGAAGAUGAGGCCUUCAGCGAAGAGGACGUGAAGAGGCUCAUGAGGCAGAUCCUGGAGGGAGUCUCCUUCCUCCACCAGAACAACGUUGUCCACCUCGACCUGAAGCCUCAGAACAUCCUGCUGACCAGCAGCUCUCCUCUGGGUGACAUCAAGAUCGUGGACUUUGGUCUGUCCAGGAUGGUCAGCAGCCACCAGGAGCUCAGAGAGAUCAUGGGAACUCCAGAAUACGUCGCUCCUGAGAUUCUAAACUAUGAGCCCAUAAGCACAGCAACAGAUAUGUGGAGUAUUGGUGUCUUGGCCUACGUGAUGCUGACAGGAAUCUCUCCGUUCCUGGGCGAGGACAAGCAGGAGACGUUUCUCAACAUCUCCCAGCUCAAUGUGAGCUACACGGAGGAGGAGCUGCAACAGCUGGACCCAGCCGCCCUGUCCUUCAUCCAGACACUGCUCCGCAAACAGCCACAGGUUCGGGCCACAGCCGAGCAGUGUCUCAAACACCCCUGGCUCCAGUCCUCGGCGCCUCAGAAAACCCAGACAGUGGAGGAGAUCCUCCCAGUGGAGGAUCAGGAGGCGUCCAGCUCUGCCAGCAGCUCCACCAGCAGCUCCACCAGCAGCUCCACCAGCAGCCCUGAACCUCCCUGCAGUACGACCAUGGGUGAGGAGGAAGAUGAAGAGGAGGAGGGGGAAGACCCGGUGACAGAGGAGCUGAUAGUCAUGGCUGCCUACACCCUGGGCCAAUGUCGCCAAUCCUCCGCCUCCACCUCAGAGAAGGAGGCGCUGGCCACCGAGCAGAAGGCCAUCUCCAAACGCUUCAAGUUUGAGGAGCCUUUCAGCGCCCUGCAGGAGGUCCCCGGAGAGUUCAUCUACUGACCCCACCCGCCACACGACAGGAAAAGUUAGUGUUGUCACGGUAACAAACAUAGACCUUCUGAUUAUACAAGCUCCGCUCCAUAUAUACUGUAUGUGUAUGAUCAGAUGCCGCUUCACAGAUAUUAUUUAAACAGUUGUAUUUUAAGUGCAUUUUUCAAGUACAUAUUUCUCCCAUAAUGCAUCACCACGAUUGACAGACACCCAACCUACCUUCUAAAGCAGUUACAGUUGGUUCACGUCUCUUGUGUUUCAUUUGGUUUCCUGCUGUAUUUUUAUUUUCUCCCUGAACAACUGGACAAACAUACAUGGAGUGACACACUGAGAUAUUUCCACAAGCUCCAGUAGAGUUUGGUGUUAAAGAGUGAGGUCUCCUUUCUAGAGACGCCAUUUUAGCCCCACUUUCAACAGUCAAACAGGGAAACAUCUGUAGAAUAGGCCAAUUGAAAGGGUGCUCAAAAAUGCACCAUAGCAGGCUUGAAGGAACCAGUGUGUGGGAUUUAGUGACAUCUAGCGGUCAAGUGUCAGAUUGCAAGUAACUGAACACAGCUCAAGCUUAUAUUCAACGACCUGGGAAUGAGAACAGGCUGUGAAGCGUGUAGGAAAAACGAUGGUGGCUGUGGAACUCGCAAAAGGGCCUGUCUACAGCCAGUGUUUGGUUUGUCCCUCCUGGGCUACUGUAGAAACAAGGUGGUUCAACAUGGCAGACUCCAUAGAAGGCGACCUGCUGCGUCUGUAGAUAAAAACAUCUCAUUCUACAGUAAUGAAAACCUAACAAAUCUUAUAUUGAAGUGAUCAUACACUAAUGAAGACAUCCCUAUGAAUAUUAUCUUUAAUUUCUGACAAUUUACCCUCCUAAAUGUUACACACUGGACAAAAAGAACUACAAUUCCAUGUCAACUGAGCAAACAGCUGCUGUGGAAGAUUAUGUACUAAGACUGAAAGCUCCAGAACAGCUAGUAACUGGACCUGUCCCAAAAAAAAAGAAAGAAAUUCUUCAAAUAAAUAUUUGUGCUAUAUAUCUAAAUUGCGUCUUACUUUUUUGACACAUUAUUAAUACUAUUAUUAUUCCCUAGAAUAACGUCUCUUGAAGUCUCCUGCAGUGUAUUUCUGCCAUGCCAGAAAAAUAAAAACAGAUCAUGUUAUAACAUGAAACAUGACAUAGUAUAUUGUUAUAAUAAGGAACGUGUUUGUUAAUAACGUGAUAAGCUUGACAUGAAAUUAAUUUGAACAUGAAAGUAUCUUGUUAUAAUGUCUAAACGUCUUGUUAUAACAAUAAACUUUUUACACUAUAAAAUUGAUGAUCCAAUUUUCUUUUUCUGGUGGGGCAGCAAUAGGCUUCCGUAGAGUCCACACCACACAUCUAUGGCAAUCUAUGGCUUUUUCUUCUGUUGCAGUAGUGGCCACUGGGACAAAUUGGCAGCAAAUUGGCUAUAUCCAGCUCUCCAGUUAGACAGAAAUGUCUAAUGUGAAGUGAAAACUGUCGUAACUUUUAACAGAAGAUGUUCAUAUAAGACCCCGUCACUCAUAGUGAAAGCUGAGAAAAUCAGUCUCAGGAUCUUUAAUGCUGGUGUCAUUCUGCCCAGUUACUAUAAAUCAGUGGACCCCUGUUAGCCAAUCAGAAUGAAGAAUUAAGUGGCUAUAGUAUCAGACACUGAACCGUCAUGUUUUGAUCACGGGGCAAAAGGCAUUCUGGGAAACAAAGACAUCGUAGAAACAGACAGGUCGGGUUGAGGGAAGGUGACAAACUAACUCCUGUCACAGAUACCAGAUGAUGGAGAGAGAUCCACUUUGUUACAUGGCAGUCUGUCUACUGUAUGUAAAGAGUGUGUAUAUAGCACACACACACUUCCAGUCAUCAUAUAUGUGCAUGUGUACUGAUGAGUGAAGGGGUUGCAGUUGAGUCCACAGACUGUAUAUAAAGAUGGAUGACAUGUCUCCACUUCCUCCCAAUGCUUAAACAAACAUCAGUGUGAUAAGAGCUACCUAAAAUGACAGAAACCAUCUUGGGCAAUGUCUCAUAUUUUAUUUUUUGUGCAACAUUUAAGGGGCAGGGUUUAUGACCUAUAGUGCAACCAGCCACCAGGGGGCGAUCCAGAUAUGUUGGCGUCGCUUUUGUGGAGUUGUCAUGUCGUCCAUCAUACUAUACAGCCAACGGUUGAGACUGUUCUUAUUGCUAAACAGUGAGAAGUUACUCACUUUUCUUCCUUUUUUCAUCAUUUCUGUAUUCAGAAGCCAAAUGUUUGUUGGUCUCAGUCUAUUUCCUCGUCCAUGCUGCUGUCCUCUGAACAGAACCAGCUCCUGCUCGCUCAACCCUGUUUGUGUUUUGUCUUAUUUUGUAUUUGGUGCCAUGCUUGGAGAAUUGUUUGAUUUUUAGCUCUUGCUGUUAUUUUUUAUUUUUUAUUUCUGUUUAAUAUUGCAGAUAUUUCUGAGGAAGUUUUUUAAUUGUGUGUACAUAAUGCAAAUGUGUGUUGUUUUUAAGAGGUAUAUUCAACAGUACUGUUUAAAGAGCCAUUUCACAUAUUCCUGACUGACCUCCCUGUGGCUCACUUCUCUCUGAAGCAAUAAAAACAGAUGAUUUUAAGCUGUACCUGUAGAUGGCGAGCACUCCACACUUCCUGUGGGUCUGUACUGUAAAUUUAUGUUUAUGAAACAAUAAGCUCUGUCACUAUGGGAACAGAUUUGUACAUUAAUGUCCCGUACUGUAAAUAAACAUUUCAAAAUUGA